This is a messenger RNA of Saccoglossus kowalevskii, 1453 nucleotides long. Its product is annotated as suppressor of cytokine signaling 2-like. Gene Ontology annotation, cellular component: phosphatidylinositol 3-kinase complex. Gene Ontology annotation, molecular function: 1-phosphatidylinositol-3-kinase regulator activity. The record is from RefSeq and is a predicted model, not a curated record. NCBI's taxonomy places the organism in Eukaryota, Metazoa, Hemichordata, Enteropneusta, Harrimaniidae. Gene Ontology annotation, biological process: phosphatidylinositol phosphate biosynthetic process; intracellular signal transduction.
UGUUCGUCAACAACUAGGUCAAACUCAACGUUCAUGGAAUGCCAAUCUGCGAUUCCGUGUGUAACGUCACCGAUGUUAUGCUACCGAUGACACUAGUCUACUAACUAGAAACUAUGGUGAAUUGCGAUUCGUGGAACAGCGUCGCCACCGAUAUACAUACUCAUUGAAGUGUCCUGUUUCCUUCAAAUGGACCCAGACCUUCGACGGAGAAGCCUCUAACGUCGACAACACUUAUCACAUUAAGUUUAAACGGAAAGUUUGCAACUGGGGUUCUACUACUGUACAUGGACACAUUUUUCAUGGUGGUUUCUGGCAUUCCCGUCGCUGUUAAAAGACAGUAUAAUUUACAUCUACGUCCUCUGGUGAAUGACAUGCCGACUGCUACAAAAACUGUUGUUGCAGAGUUCCAAGGUCUAAAGGAGAAAAUGACACAUGGGAACGACAGACACAUAGACAACGAAACGACCGAAAGCAGGUUCGGAAAUCUUCCCGGCGGUGACAGAAUUUAUUAUUAUUACUCAACGAACAGGGAUACGCAGCAUGAUCUGGACAAACUUGUAGAUACUUUAGAAAUCCUUAGAUAUUCGUGUUGGUAUCACGGUGCUAUGUCGUCCAGGGAAGCAAGGAAAAAACUAAGCUAUUCGCCUACUGGAACUUUUUUAGUACGAGAUAGCCAAGACCCGAAACAUUUAUUCAGUUUGAGUGUGAAAACUCCAAGAGGUACAACGAGCGUACGAAUCGAAUACACGCACCAUGGCAAAUUCAGACUUGAUGCAGAUCAGAGUGUUCGGGAAAAAGCUCCAAGUUUCGACUGUGUGGUAAAACUCAUAGCGUUCUACAUGAAUGGAGAAAAAAGAACUACAUGUAACAACGUAGGAAAACAACUUUACUGGCUUGAACCAUCUGGCCGCAAGGAUACACCUGUGAAACUUGUAUUACCCCUAAAAGCUGAUGUGCCUACACUCCAGCAUAUGUGUCGGUUAAGUAUAAACAGAAGUCUACCAAAGGAUUUGCCAGAACAUUACGUAUGUCGCCUUCCACUGCCGACUAAACUUAAACUGUUUCUAAACCAAUACCCCUACUUGCAAUGAAAUCACUGACUAUUUUCGAUAACAUUUUGAUGUUUUUUUGUUUUGUUUUUUAUUAUAAAUAUCGCAAUGGAGAUGUGUACUUUGUGUCAUCGUUAUCGAGUUAUGUACAAUAUUAAUAUUUCGUCAGAGGCCUAUUUUUUUUUUUAUAUGAGAAUGACUAUUAUUUAUCAUUAUUAGCCAUCUACUCACUUCAAAUGCACAAACAUAUUUAUUAGCUUAUGUUUCUUGCUGUGUUUAGUUUUGUAUCAUAGGGCAAUAUUUCUGCAAUCCUUUAAAACACUGUUACGAAGAUAAGUCAUCAGAAUAUAUCACAGUGCAGUUGUGUAACUUUUUUUUAUCGCAUGACCUUGUGCUCGCUUCCU